UUUUAUUAUCACACACAAACUUGUGUCGUCACUCGCCAGUGGAAUAGAGAGGAAGAUACCGCAGUUGAGUUGAGCGGGAGAGAAUGGUCUGCACUUCCUCUUUCCAACCGCGCCUCAUCUCUUCCUUCAUUGGGGAUCGUUUCAUUCGCUCAGCACAGCCUCUUCGCCAUCUGUUUGGCUACAAUCCAGGAUCCAAGCAUGUCUCUAUGCAGUUGCCAAGGACAUUUUCUGGCUUAGCUGAUAUGUUAUUCAAUAAGGGAAAGCAGAAUGACUUACAAAAUGGUAGGCGGAAACGUCUACGCCCUGGAAAGGUGUCUCCUCGUCGGCCUGUUCCAAACCAUAUACAAAGGCCUCCGUAUGUUAAUUCACGGCAGCCACCUGGAAUUGCAAGUGGACCUGAAGUGCAUAAUGAGAAGGGGAUAGAGUGCAUGAGAGCUUCUGGAAGGCUUGCAGCACAGGUUUUGGAGUAUGCUGGGACUCUGGUCAAGCCAGGCACAAAGACAGAUGAAAUUGAUGAGGCUGUUCACCAAAUGAUUAUUGAUAAUGGAGCAUAUCCUUCCCCUCUUGGCUAUGGGGGCUUUCCUAAGAGUGUCUGCACAUCAGUGAAUGAAUGCAUUUGCCAUGGGAUACCAGACUCCCAUGCCCUCGAGGAUGGUGACAUAAUCAAUAUUGACGUUACUGUUUAUUUAAAUGGUUAUCAUGGUGACACAUCAGCAACUUUCUUUUGUGGAAAUGUUGAUGACGAAGCUAAGAACUUAGUUCAGGUGACAAAGGAAUGUCUAUACAAGGCAAUAUCAAUAUGUGCACCAGGAGUGGAGUUCAAGAAAAUAGGAAAAACAAUACAUGAUCAUGCAGAUAAAUAUCGCUAUGGUGUUGUUCGACAAUUUGUUGGCCAUGGAGUGGGACAGGUUUUCCAUGCUGAUCCUGUUAUUCUACAUUAUAGAAAUAAUGAUGGUGGGCGAAUGGUGUUGGGUCAGACGUUUACAAUUGAACCGAUGUUGACAAUGGGUAGCAUUAAUCCCAUUAUGUGGUCUGAUAACUGGACAGUUGUUACAGAAGAUGGAAGUCUAUCUGCACAAUUUGAGCAUACCAUACUAAUUACGGAAAAUGGAGCUGAGAUAUUGACCCAAUGUUAAAAAAAGGCAUUACAAGUAUUCAUGGUUAAAUUAUCAAGGGCCCUGGAGUCUGUACCAUAAUUAUAUGAUUACACAAUCUGAUUUUAGUUAAUUUAUUUCCCUAGAGACUAAUCAUUGUUAGGAUUAGUGAUUAAUUGGUGUAAAUUCUCCUUGGGCAUAAUUGAAAACUGUCUCAUUAUAAUGUUCAUUAUUAACUAUUUGUCCAA
Messenger RNA from Nelumbo nucifera (sacred lotus), 1342 nucleotides. RefSeq names its product methionine aminopeptidase 1D (gene MAP1D). Gene Ontology annotation, molecular function: metalloaminopeptidase activity. The record is from RefSeq and is a predicted model, not a curated record. Gene Ontology annotation, cellular component: chloroplast. Gene Ontology annotation, biological process: proteolysis. NCBI's taxonomy places the organism in Eukaryota, Viridiplantae, Streptophyta, Magnoliopsida, Proteales, Nelumbonaceae.